CCUCGUUCCCGACGGUCAUGUCUUCCGUGAAGACGAUGGCGGGUGGCUGGCAGCACAGCCCCAAGGAGGAACCUCGCCCAGGAUCAGCUGGGCAGAUGGUUGGCAGCCAGGUGGUGGUGCAGGCGGGAAAGGACAAGGAGGCCAACGCCAGCCACCACCUCACGACAAGACAGCCGACCUCAAGGCUGCUGCCGCAGCAGCAUACAGCAAGCUCAACAAGGACGACCCGCUCAGGCAGCACUACGAGGCCCUCUGGCCAGAGCUCGCCGCAGCCAACCAAGCCACCAGCAGACCAACCAGUCGCUGGAUUCAAGGCAGUGGAGGCAGCUGCUCGACGCUUGGACAAACUCCAGAAGAAAGUGCGAUCGGCAGGAGAGCAAGUCGAGAGUGCCCAGCAGUACUUGGCCGAGAGUGAACGCAAGCUUCGUGAAGCCAUGGAAGCCCCCAUUGCAGCCGAAGAUGAGUUCGACAAGCUCAAGGCCACAGUCGGCAAGCAAGAGACACCAGCAGAGCCUGCAGCCGAGAAGCCAACUCUGGCAGCCCUCCUGGAGCAGUUCGAGCACGAGCCUGACGACUUCCACAAGUGGUCCGAGCCAGACAAGGAGGUCUGGCGGGCAGCAAAGGCCAAGGGCGAGCGGAUGGCCCAGACGGUCAAGGAGCACGAGGAGGAGACGGCGAAGCACCUGCGACUGCUGGAGGGAGACGGCCAGGCAAGCGAGUCUGCGCCGCCAGCCCAGCCCCUCAGCGAGGUGCCACCGCAUGCACUGAGGCAGCAGGGACAGCUGGAGCGGCUGUGCCCACCGGCGCCGCAGCAGCUGCCCAACCUGGAGCAGGUGCAGCAGAACAUGACAAAGCAGAAGAACGCCGAGCCAGAGUGGAGGCCCACAUCCAGGAGGCGCGAGAGAAGGUCUCGCAGGCAAGGCGCGCCGAGACAGUCGCCGACGCAGAAGGGCAGGGCGACCACUCGGCAGGGUAGCCGCCCCAAGGCGAGCGUGAAGAAGGCUCGCCGCCCGUGCCACAUUGACUUCUUCAACGUCACGACCUGGGCCCCCCAGGCACAGGGCUACCUCAUGGAGAUCAAUAACACCAGGGGCAGGGAUAUCAUUGGCAUCGCGGAGCACCACCUCCGCCAGCCUGCACAGAUAAGCAAGGCAAGACCCUUGGACAUCCAGGACAGGAUUGCGGGAUUCGACGAGCACUACCUGCGCGAGGACGGCAGUGACGUCACGGUGGCGAUCUCCAACCUGCACAAGGUCCGUUUCGCAGUGGCUUUCGUCUACCUUGAGUGUGGGACGGGCUUUGGAGAGAGGAAUGUCGACAUCCUCUGCGACCUGCGGGAGAAGAUGGCCGUCUGGGGAGGGCCCUGGGCAGCGCUGGGGGACUUCAACAUGACGCCGUCGGAGCUCAACAACAGUAUUUGGCCCAGGGUGCUGAAUGCUCAGGUAGCUGCGGCGGAGGAUGGUGCCCCCACAUGUUUCCCAGCAGCAGGCGAGGCCAGGUGCAUCGACUUCGCGCUGAUCUCGCAGGGCCUGGCUCCGUACUUCGACCAGCUGGAGCUGCCCAGGACCGCGCCGUGGAAGCCGCGCAUCGGCAUCCGCUUGAAGCUGAAGGGGCGGCCCCCCAUGCUCAAGGGCAGGUACUUCGCAGGCGACCUGGACGAGAACGGCAUGGAGCCAGUGCCGCAGCUGCACUACGACAAGGAGGUCCAGCACGUCAUCUCUGACGAGCUGUGGCAGGCCACCUCCGAGCGAGUCAGCGUGCGCGCCAACGACGAGCUGCCCCAGCAUUUGCAGCACGCAGUCGUCGGCAAGAUGAUGGAGCGGGACAUGCUGGAUAUAGGGCAACAGUAUGACCGCUUCGCAAGCACCCUCGAGCUCAGCCUGUGCGAGAGCAUCGGCAUCCCAGAGGAAGAGCGAGGACGACAUCUCGGGCACAGCAGGCCCCCGAGCUACAAGAGCGCGAGCAUCAAGGACACCGUCACCUCUACGCCAUGGGCAGGGGUCGAAAGGAAGAUCCAUGCGUGGUGGGCGGAGAUCUCCACCCUGGUGCGGCAGCUCUCGCACCACGAUGCCCGAGCGCAGGAGGCAGCAGCAAGCCGACUGGGCAAGACCCUGACAAUCCCCGACGAAUACUCAGGAGGCGAACAGGGCCCGUCGGCGCCUGAGCCUGGCCCCGUCAUGUCAGACAGCCAGGUAGCAGCACGCAACACCGUGGACGAGGAGGACUGCGUGGAGUACUGCCAGGAGAUCGCAGACCAGGAGUUCAGCGAUGGGUACCACCAGCACACCGAGGGGCAGCAGGACAGCCUCGAGUUCGGCCAGACCUUUCGACGCAACACCAUGGACGUCCAAGACUGCGGCCCCUUCGAGGAGGAGGAGGACUGCCCACAGUAUCGCCGGGAGACCGCAGACCAGGAGGACUGCGACGGGCACCGCCAGCGCAUUGAGGGGCAGCAGGACAGCAGCGACUACGGCCAGUCCGCUCGUCGGCACCCAGCUGGAUCAGGCAAUGCUGCCCCAGAGGAGCCACGCGAUAUGGGCCUGUCCCCACCAGACCGCUGGAAUGAAGACCAGCACCAGCGGGGGUGGGAAGACUACGUGGCCAUGAGAGACGACUUAGGGUACUGGGCGGCCAUCUGGAUGGAUAACUUGGUGCAGCUCCCCACGGACAACAGCAACUGGAUGCAGGUCUGCGUGCCGUUCCUGGAGACCAUUUUGGGUGGCGGAGGCAACGAUGGAAUGGUAAGAUUGCUCAGGCGCAGGUACCAGCAGGCAGGCCUCAGCCACACCAUCAGGGUCCGCACCCACAGCGGCCACCAGACGCAGCAGCAUAUUAACACAAGAUGGCAGCUCGCGCAGCAGCUCAACCAGCUUGACCCAGGCAGGCUGAACGAAGAAGGCGCAGCCAAGGACCAGCAGCAGGCCCUCCUCACAGACCUGCACGCGAUUGCAGAGGGCGCCCUCGUGGACCCAGGGGCGAUCAGCAGGGUAGCAGAGGAGGUGAAGAACAUGGCCAAGCAGCUCACAAAGGCGGUGAAGAAGGCGUACAUCCACUGGGUGCACGAUGCCACUGCAGGCAGUGCUAAGAUGGCCCACGCCUACACCAAGGCAGUGGAGCGCAGCCACCUGGAGGACAUCCUAGAGCAUGAGGGCCAGGUCAUCAACCACCCGCAGCAGCUGGAGGACUUGCGCAAAGAGGCAUGGCAACGCAGGUGGACACGAGAUGCGCAGAAGGCCGAGAGGAUCCAAGAGGCGUUGGCCAAGCUGAGGCAGGCGGCCUUGGCCCAAGAGAAUGCCCUCGAGCCCAUCAGCAAGGACAUCAUCGGCCCCAUCAUCCAGCACCUGAAGCGCAAUGCUGGCCAAGGAGCGGACUGGUGGAGGGCUCCAGAGCUCAAGGCCAUGGGCGCCCAGGGGCUUGAAGACUUCGUGCAGUGCCUGAUCAGCUGUGAGCAACGGGCAGCGUGGCCGUGGCAAUUCUACUUGGUGCUGGAGCUGCUGCUGGGCAAGAAGCCAGGGAUCGGCGGUGAGCGCCCCAUCGGCCUCAUGCCCAUGCCGUACCGCAUCUGGGGCGCAGCCAGUAGGCCCACAGUAGCCACCUGGAGCAUGGCAGCGGCGGGCUUCUGGGACACGGCAGUAGCAGGCUCCUCAGCGCUACGGGUGGCACUGCACAGACUGAUGAGGGCAGAAGCCGCCACGGAGAUGGGCUUUCAUGCAGCAGGGGUCUUCUACGACGCGGCAAACUUCUACGACGACAUAGGCCUCGGCCAGCUGAUUGAGAAAGCCAGCGGCCUCCAGUGCCCGUUGCUGCCGCUGGCAAUGGCCGUGCAGAUGUACCUUGCGCCCAGGGCCAUCAUGGCCCACAGCCUCUUCUCGGACAUCUUCGAGCCUGCCAACAGCAUGGUAGCUGGCUGUGGCCAAGCGGUCGACCUCACCAGACCGCUCUUGUAUGGCAUCCUGGAUGCAGCGCACAGGCGCUACAUCUUCGUCGUCAUGCAGCAGUGCCUGGACGAUUUGGCCCUGCAGGUAGAGGGUGCGCGGAGGCAGGUCAUAGACCAGAUCAAGUACGUGGCAGCGCUGGUGCACGAUGGUUUCAAGCAGCUCUCCAUACCCAUCUCCGUCAAGACGGCAGCGGUGGCCUCGGACAAGGACCUCCAGGCAGAAGUCGCCAGCAUCCUGGACAGCCUGGGCACCCCCAACAAGCAACCAGGUGUAGUGCGCGACCUCGGCGUGGACACCAGCCUAGGCAAGCAGCUACGGCGACCCACCCAUGCAGCGCGCCAGGCCACGGCCAAGCAGAGGGUGGCCAAGCUUAAGGACCUAGCGAGGACGGACGCCAGAGGUGCGGCAAAGGUCUACUCAGCAGGGGCCGAUUGCCUGCCAGCGCACGGCAUCACGCCCACGGAGGCGAGGGCGGUCAGGGCCACGGAGGCAGCGCUCCUCACAGGCGGACAUAAGGCCGGGCGCUGCACGUCCACCAUCCUCCUGAUUCAGAAGGGAAUGCAAGAGGCAGUAACACGAGCCAUCGGCGACCAGGUCAAGCAGUUCUGGCUCACCAUAGUCGACCACCCGACGGAGCUCAAGGGGUACCAGAGAGGCUGGCUCCUGCUCUACGCCAAGCUGGACGCCCUGGAACCCAACCGCAGGUGGCAGCAGGUCAAGGGGCCUAUGGCAGGGGUCAUCGCGCAGCUGCUUGGGUUAGGCUGGAUACCGCGACGCCUGGACAGCUGGAUCAGCCCAGCAGGUGAAGAGUGGGCAUACAAGCCAGAUGACACUACACACUUCGGCGCGCUCCUGCAUGAGGUCCAGCAGAGCGCGCAGCAGCAGCUCUGGCAGCAGGCAGCAUGCCAUCGCAGUGGAGAAGGACUUCAGGCAGGAGGCGACCUCUUCCAGCUGCAGCGCCACCUGAGGAGGAGGAGGAGGCGCAAAGGACAGCAUGCAGAGGCGGCCAUGCUGGAGACUAUAGCGGUGGCGGGCAUCUGGACCAGGGAGCGUCGCAGGGCGGCCAAUCUAAACAAAGAAGGCGACGACACCUGCGCGAGAUGCGGCGAGGCGAUAGAGACAGAGGAACACCGCUACUACGCAUGCCCAGCCAACGCAGAGAUAGGGCACAGCAAUGAAACCGACCUGGCGAAGAAGGCGAAAGACGCGCUGGACCAGAGGCAAGACCUGCAUUUCUGGCUUCGCGACAUCCCGCCAGCUGCCUGGGCAGCCAAGGUCGACCCGGACGAGGCGCAGGCGGCAGCCCUGGCAGGGUACAAGGUUCGAGCAGACUACGUCUUCACGGACGGCUCAGGCGGUGCAGGGGAAACGGCAAAGGAUCCCCGCCUCAGACGCUGCGGCUGGGCAGUGGCGGCAUUCAGGUCCGACGAGCAAGGACGUCCGCAGGAAGUGGCCGCCUGGUACGGCACGAUCAGGGCACCACACACGGUGCCACGGGCAGAGCCCACCGCCAUGAGCAAAGCCAUCGGGUACACCACGGCGGCGACGGCCAGGGGGCUCAACAUAGUCAGCGACUGCAAGUACGCCCUGGACGCACUCAAUCAGAUCCAGGAUCCUGAGGGCCUGGACUACAGGAGCACGAACUACGACCUCUGGCUCCAGACGAAGCAGCAGCUGCAGAACAGCACGGACACCAUCAUGGGCCACCACAUCCCAAGCCACCUAAUUGAGCACCCAGCCGAGCUGGAGAGGUGGAAUGGUCCCACUUGGUGGGUCAUCGGAAACGAGAUGGCAGACAAGUGCGCAGGCUGGGGAGCGGAGUAUGGAGCACUGGAUCCAGCCAUCAUCGCGCAGCAGCAGACCAGGGACCAGAUCACCAUGGCGGUGCAAAAUCGGCUGCGGGCCAUCAACGUGGCGGCGACGGUGGAGGACCCCAACAAGGCCCCUCAGCGUCCCAAGGCCAAGCGCCGAAAGCCGCAGGCGGCAAGGGACAGGGCAGCCCAACUGGGACACGACUUGCGCAAGCUACAUCCGCGAUGGUGGUGUGCAACGUGUCGCAGCGGCCCAGCCAAAGGACAAAGCAUCAAAGACUGGCUGGCAGAGACGGGAGAAUGCCUCGGGAAGUACGGUGGCCACCAGGACCAGCACGGCAACGUCAGGCUUGACUUCAAGGCGGUGCAGAUCGGCACGCAGGUGGUGGACGUCUCCCACAAGACGCAGUUCACCCAUGGCUGGCUCUGGUGCGAGAAAUGUGGCGGCACCAGCUACCUUGGGGACCACAAGAGCAGGAUCGUGACAGGAGUGGCAAGGAAGCUGGCCAGGCCAUGUCAGCCCCCAACAGCAGCAGGGAGGCGGGUCCUGGCGGACACGCAGAGGGGCAAGCUGCCAAGAGGAGCUAAGCCAGCAGCAUACCCAGAUGAGGAGGGUCUCAACGAGAUCACCAUGCCUGGUGACUUCAAGCUUGGCCUGAGCAACCACGAGGUGAUCGACCUGGACGGAGACAGCUCAGAGGCAGGGGACCCGCAGCGAGUUCCACAGCAGCCACCCAGCCACCCGCACUCUGUCGUCCAAGCCAGCUGGAGGCUCGUUGACCACAUGGAGGGCUACGCGGAGCUGUGGAUGAACAUGGUCGACCAGGAGGUCUGGGACGACAUGGGCGACUGGAUGGAUCACUGCGUGCCGUACCUCCUGGCCAUCACCAACGUGGGCGGCAGAAUGGACUCGCAAGGGCAGACCAGGGCUGUCACCGUGCAGGAGCUGCAGCAGAUCAAGGGCUUAUGCGAAGAAGUCUGGCGCAACACGCACCGCAAGCGACGGAGGCUCAUGGCCAGGAUGCUUACCCUCCUGUACGGUACAAGGCAGCAGGUAGCAAGAGUGCACAUGGACGCGUUCCAGAACAGAAGGAACAACAUCCUAGCGCACAGCAUCCCCAGCAGCGAGCGCAGGCCGCUGCCGAGCACAGCGGAGGCCAGCAGAGAGUGGUCACCAGAAAACCUGGACGAUGAUGACUCGACACCAGACAGUGAAGCCCCAGAGCAGGGGGGCGAGCCGAGCGACCAGGAGAUGGAGACCAUGGCAGGACCUGAUCAGAGGAGCGACACCAACAGCCUGAUGCAGACGGUCGUGCAGGUGGCAGCAAAGCUGGCCAAACCAGUGGGGCCCGACCUGAUGAAGUACGUGAGCGAAGCCGAUGAAGCUGGCCUGCUCCACCCAAGGCUUCGACACAAAAGAGACGCCGACCAGGGCCCCGAGCGGGAGGUGGCGUGGCUCGAGAGGAACAGGCUCGAGCAGCACAUGCAGUCGCUGGCAGGCUGCUGGAUCCAGAAAGAGGGCAAACAUGGCUGGCCAUCGUGGCAGGCUGCGAGUGUGCCCCAUGUGCUGAGGGAGUUGCAGACUGGCGUCUACCAGAGGCUGUUCAGCCACGUGUCAGGGCUGAGCCGCCAGCGCAGCCAGCGCCGAGCGGCGGAGGAGAUCUGCCGCAUGGCAUGGCUCAACAGUGGAGAGGCGCGCAGGCAGAGCCAGCAGCAGGACCCGAAGGAGACAGAGCGGCGCAAAGCAAUUGCUGAGCAGUUCCUGGGACGGAGCUUCAUGGACAGGGCAGCCCCCGACCACUUCCAUGAAGAGGAGAGCAGUGAGGAUUGCCUCCAGCAGCCCGUAGACAAGCAGGACACCGAUGACAACCACCAGCAGAACCCAGAUGUACAGCACAGCAUAGGGUACCGCCUGGCAGACCGCGGAGGACCCCAGCGUGGCGAGGGGUUAGGCCACGGAGGACCCCAGCGCGGUGAGGGGUUAGACCGCAGUGCCAAAGGCAGACAGAGGCACGAGGCGGAGGUCCCUGACGAGCCCAGUGAGCAUGACGCGGAUCUCUUGAUCAACAGCGUGGUAGACAGGACCUCGCAACUAACAGAGCGGACCCAUACCUUGGGAAACCGGCAGACUGAACGCGAGGGGGAGGGCUUAGCCCGCGGAUACCACGUGAACCGCGAAUACAGCGAGAGGCACAGUCGGGGGACCUCGCCCGAGCCAGUGGGCAGCAGCACCGAGGAUGGUGAUGGUGCGAGACACGACGUUCCCCUGCGCGGCGAGGGGGUAGGCCGCAAAACUACGCAGCCCGAAACGACGGCAGACUACGACGGCACAGACCUGCAGCGGGACCAGGGCAAGGAUUUCGGCGACUUCCCCCAGCGCGGUGAGGGGUUAGACCGCAUGGAGCCCCUGCGCGGCGAGGGGCUAGGCCACGGCAGUCCCCUGCGCGGUGAGGGGGUAGACCGCAAUGCCAAAGGCAAACAGAGGCUCGAGGUGGAGAUCCCUGACGAGCACAGCGAGCAUGACGCGGAUCUUUUGACCAACAGUGUGGUAGACAG
Prorocentrum cordatum is the source of this 8305-nucleotide messenger RNA. Lineage: Eukaryota; Dinophyceae; Prorocentrales; Prorocentraceae. The record is from the annotation of a GenBank genome assembly.